Messenger RNA from Daucus carota subsp. sativus, 808 nucleotides. RefSeq names its product LOB domain-containing protein 12. The transcript has 2 exons. The record is from RefSeq and is a predicted model, not a curated record. NCBI's taxonomy places the organism in Eukaryota, Viridiplantae, Streptophyta, Magnoliopsida, Apiales, Apiaceae. The coding region runs from base 170 to 727 and encodes 185 amino acids.
AAUGGGCUUUGUUGGAUCUGAAUUUAUACUUUAAUGGAGGGUUAUAAAUAGGGCAUAGGCAAUCUUGUUAUUCUCUUGUGAGUAGAAGAGAGAUAGUAGUUUUGUUCUACUAAAGAGGUGGGUGGUUUCAUAUAUUGGUGUUUUGCUUGGUUGUGUUGGUUUGGGAGAUAUGGUAGGAGCCACUCCGUGUGCCUCGUGUAAGUUGCUGAGACGCCGCUGCGCAAAGGAUUGUAUCUUUGCGCCUUACUUUCCUCCUGAUGACCCUCAUAAGUUUGCCAUUGUUCACAAAAUCUUUGGUGCUAGUAAUGUCAGCAAGAUGUUGCAGGAAAUUCCAGUGCAGCAGAGGGGAGACGCAGUGAGCAGCCUGGUCUUCGAAGCCAACGCAAGAUCUCGAGACCCCGUCUACGGAUGCGUCGGCGCAAUAUCCUACCUGCAAAACCAAGUUUCUCAGCUACAAAUGCAGCUUGCAGUUGCUCAAGCAGAGAUUCUAUGCUUUCAGAUGCAGCAGCAGCAGCAGCAGCAACAACAAGAUCAUCAUCAUCAGCAACCUAAUAACAUUCCAAUCACUACACAACAGAUGAUGAACCAAGACGAGAAAUCGCUUCUUUUAUCCACUAGUAACUUCGACUAUAACCUUCUUCAACAACAGUACCUUAACUUCAGUUCUACUACUAGCAAUAAUAUUGUAAUGCAGGAUCCUCCCAAGAGAGAGUCUCUCUGGACAUAACUAGCUAGAAUAGCUUCAAAUCUCGAUGAAAUGCUCAACUUUUUCCAAGUUUCUUCAUCUCUAUCUUAAUUUAACAAUCAA